AUGACGACGAUUUUGACGAACACGAAAAACAACGAGCGCGAAGACUCCGACGAUGCGACGAGCAAGAUCACGAUUUUCGUCAAACUCCUCCCAGAACCGAACAACGAGGAGCAUAAAAACUUGACUCGGUUUCAAGUUCGAGACUCGAGGUCGAAAUAUUUAGGAAAAACGUGCGUUUUUCGCGACGUGGAGAAGAAUAAAGAGACCAUCUCGGAGUUGAAAAGAAAGGUGGAAAGGGAGACCGGGGAGAAAGUGGAGACGCUGAGAAGAGGUUGUUCGCUUUUGGUGUUGUCAUCGUCAAAGUCGUGUGCUCGAGGCACGCCGGAAGGAGUAAUUCUGGAAGACGAGAAGACUUUAGAAGAGUGCGGUAUUACGCGCUCGAUGGGUUUGUUCGAGUACCUUUGGGUAGACUCCGCGGAGAAUCAGGAGAAGUACAAAGAGGAGAAGGAGCGUAUGUAUAAGAUCUUACCGAACCACGAGAAGUUUUUGGAGGAGUACGCGAAGGAAAAUCCAGGUAAAGGCAACGAUGAAGACUUAGACGACGAGUUUUUGGAGAGAGGUGCGCCGAAUAAGAACUCUAAGUUGUUGCAAGGGAACGCCAAAGACGCGGAGUAUUUCAAAGACGCGGAGUAUUUCAAAGACGCGGAGGAAAUUCAAGCGAAAGUGGAGAAAGAAUUGGAGGAGUACAACGCGAAGGAAGACGAGGAGAGAGAAAAAAUGUUCGGAAAAGGCGACAGAAAAGAGUAA
Bathycoccus prasinos is the source of this 747-nucleotide messenger RNA. RefSeq lists its product with no specific name. The transcript has 2 exons. Bases 1 to 747 code for a protein of 248 amino acids. Lineage: Eukaryota; Viridiplantae; Chlorophyta; Mamiellophyceae; Mamiellales; Bathycoccaceae. The record is from RefSeq and is a predicted model, not a curated record.